Papaver somniferum (opium poppy) is the source of this 2208-nucleotide messenger RNA. RefSeq names its product L-type lectin-domain containing receptor kinase IX.1-like. Gene Ontology annotation, biological process: protein phosphorylation. Gene Ontology annotation, molecular function: ATP binding; protein kinase activity; carbohydrate binding. The record is from RefSeq and is a predicted model, not a curated record. NCBI's taxonomy places the organism in Eukaryota, Viridiplantae, Streptophyta, Magnoliopsida, Ranunculales, Papaveraceae. Bases 11 to 2050 code for a protein of 679 amino acids. Gene Ontology annotation, cellular component: plasma membrane. The transcript has a single exon.
GGCAUCGGCAAUGGGCUCCCACAAAAAAUUCUCCACCAUCUUCUUUUUCGUUCUUAUGGUAAUGAUUCUUCCGAAUCGUGCGAAUUCAAUCUUUUUUAAUUUCUCAUAUUUCGAUUCAAGUAAUAAUGAUAUUUUUGUUGAAGGAGACGCUGCCAAGGUAAAUAAUGAAAUUAAACUCACAAAGAAUUCCGUCGGUGACAAUUUUGGAAAUAGCGUUGGACGUGCAACGUAUAAUAAGUCAAUCCGCCUUUGGGAUUCAGCUACUAAAAAGCUCACAGACUUUGAAACACAUUUCUCAUUUAUCAUGAGGGGAUUAGAUAAUACGUCUUAUGGUGAUGGUAUCACUUUUUUCCUUGCUCCCAGUGGGUCUAAACUUCCUCCAAACUCAACAGGUGGAUCUCUAGGCCUACUGAGUAGUGAAAAGGCCUUGAACAACUCGAUUGACAAUAAUAUUGUUGCGGUUGAAUUCGACAGUUUUCAAAAUUAUUGGGAUAAUAGUUCUGAUCAUGUUGGCAUCAACGUUAACUCGCUCGUGUCUGUGGCUACUGUGAAAUGGAAAGAUAGUACAAUAAGAGAUGGAAGAAAAGCUAAUGCAUGGGUAGUUUAUAAUUCUACUACGAAAAACUUGAGUGUUUUUCUGACUUAUGCUGAAAAUCCUGUUCUCAACGGGAUUUUUACUUUAUUCCAUAUUGUUGAUCUAAGAGAGGUGCUACCAGAGAUGGUUACCGUUGGAUUUUCAGCUUCUACAGGGAAAUCGGUGGAAACCCAUCAAAUCCUUUCUUGGCAAUUCAACUCAGCGUUAGAAGACCCGAAGAGCAGUAAAAUCGGAUUGGUGGUGGGUCUUGUUAUUGGUAUUGGUGUUUUAGUUUGUGGGAUUGGUUUUGUUUUGUUUAUUCGAUGGAAGAAGAGGCGAAGCUCGAGCGACUUCGAAGAUGAUGGAGCGAAUUCCGACAUGUCUAUGGAUGAUGAAUUUGAGAAAGGAACAGGUCCAAAGAAGUUCUCAUACAACGAACUGGUUAAUGCAACAAAUAAUUUCGAAGGCGGAGGCAAACUUGGAGAAGGAGGAUUUGGAGGAGUUUAUAAAGGAUUAUUAAGUGAUUCUACAUAUGUUGCUGUUAAGAGGGUUUCCAAAGGAUCCCAUCAAGGAAAGAAAGAAUAUCAAUCCGAAGUAAGGAUUAUCAGCAGGCUACGACACAGAAAUUUGGUUCAACUCAUAGGAUGGUGCCAUGAAAGAAGUGAACUGCUUCUCGUGUACGAAUUCAUGCCAAACCGGAGCCUCGAUAACCAUCUCUUUCGUGGGGAAAAUGUUCUUUCUUGGGAAGUUAGGUACAAAAUAGCUCUUGGUAUAGCUUCUGCGUUACUGUACUUACAUGAAGAAUGGGAGCAAUGCAUAGUUCACAGAGAUAUUAAAUCAAGUAAUGUAAUGCUGGAUUCAAAUUUUAACGCUAAACUCGGGGAUUUUGGUUUAGCAAGGCUUGUCGACCACGGACUAGGUUCUCAAACAACAGUUUUAGCCGGAACCAUGGGAUACUUAGCACCUGAAUGCGUUACUACAGGUAAAUCAAGCAAGGAAUCCGAUGUUUAUAGUUAUGGAAUUGUUGCACUUGAAAUUGCUUGUGGGAGAAAGCCAGUCGAAGCAAACAGGAAAGUUUUGGUGGAGUGGGUUUGGGAACUUUAUGGAAGUGGAAACAUCAUUGAAGCAGCAGAUGAGAAACUAAAUUUGGAUUUCGAUGAACAACAAAUGCAACAUUUGAUGAUUUUAGGCUUAUGGUGUGCUCAUCCUGACCAGACAGCUAGACCAUCCAUCCGGCAGGUGCUUAGUAUUCUUAACUUCGAAUCCCCAUUACCGAAUCUCCCGCCAAAGUUGCCUACGCCGGUGUAUUAUUCCCUUCCGAUCCAAAUGUGUAAGCACUUUUACGGUGAUUUCACGAAUUCACAGACAGAUGGUAGUCGGUGUACCUGCACUAGCUGUACUUACACUAAUUCGUCUCAGCUGACUGCGUCUUCUACUAGUUCUUCGGCUACAAUAUCUCUUUUACACUCGCGUUAAUUUUGUGUUGAUUUAGUACUUGGUCUUUGACUCUAGCAGUCAUGUGCAAUGUACUCCAAAGUGUAAACACAAGAUGUGGGCUCUUGGAAAAGUUCAGAAAGAGUGAUGUAAACUUCCAAGGUGAAGUAUUGAAAAUGUUUUAUAGCAUUUCUGCAACA